Microthlaspi erraticum is the source of this 525-nucleotide messenger RNA. The record is from the annotation of a GenBank genome assembly. Lineage: Eukaryota; Viridiplantae; Streptophyta; Magnoliopsida; Brassicales; Brassicaceae.
AUGGACACAAGCAAGAAGCUAGCUGAAAUAAACUCCAAGAUCGAGAAUCUCAACACAAGGGUUUACUCUCUGGAGAAUCAUGCUUCUUCUGUUGCUGCUGCUACAAAGCAAGGACAACUACCUGGUAAAGCUAUUCAGAACCCCAAGGAACAGUGCAAGGUCAUCUUCACUCAAGAAGGACUUGUUGAAGAAGAGGAUCAAGAAAGGGUCAUUGAAGAUUUUUGUUUACUGCUGAAUGAUGAUGAGAUUGUUGCUGCUGAGGCUCCUGGAGUCCAGAUUGAUCAACCAGAAGUGCAGGCACCUACUGUGGCCAUUCACACUUCACCAGUUGAGCUCGCACAACAAGCUCGAUCGGCAGCUCGAUCGAGUCGAACUCUAGCUCGAUCGAGUCCGACCUCUUCUGUCCAAAACCAAUUUUGCUUGAUCCUUACCAACCGGUUGACACUUCCUCGUCUCGCCUACUUAGUCAAGGCACAAGGAAGUGAUUCACAAGUUCAGAAGAGAUCUCAGUGGGAUUGGAAUUGA